Molecule: messenger RNA, 1797 nt
Organism: Cygnus olor (mute swan)
Lineage: Eukaryota; Metazoa; Chordata; Aves; Anseriformes; Anatidae
Gene: CDK5RAP3
Product: CDK5 regulatory subunit associated protein 3
Exons: 13
Coding region: 35-1681 (548 amino acids)
Biological process (GO): regulation of mitotic cell cycle; regulation of cyclin-dependent protein serine/threonine kinase activity
Cellular component (GO): endomembrane system
Source: RefSeq, a predicted model, not a curated record
GGAAGCGGCGGCAGCGGCGGCGACGGCGGGCGCGAUGCAGGCCCCGCCGCAGGACUACCGGGACGUGCCCAUCGACAUCCAGACCAGCAAGCUGCUGGACUGGCUGCUGGACCGGCGGCACUGCGGGCGGCGGUGGCAGGCGCAGGCUCGGGCCGUGCGGCAGAGGAUGGAGGCGGCGCUGCGGGACAUGCCCGAGCACCCGGAGAUCCGGCAGCUGCUGGCGGGCACCGCCCUGCACUACUUCCACUGCCUGCGCAUCGUGGAGAUCCUCAGGGGCACCGAGGCCUCCACCAGGAACCUCUUCGGGCGCUACUCGUCCCAGCGCAUGAAGGUGAGCGGGCACCGGCACCGGCACUGGGACGGGGCCGGCAGCGGCCCCGCGCUCACUGCCCCCCCCGCCCUGCCGCCCCCCGCCCUGCCUCCCCCUCCUCUGCCUCCCCUCCAGGACUGGCAGGAGAUCGUGGCGCUGUACGAGAAGGAGAACACCUACCUGGCCGAGCUCGCCAGCCUCCUGGUGCGCAGCGUCAGCUACGAGGCCCCCGCGCUGCGCAAGCAGAUCAGCCGCUGCCAGCAGGCCCAGCAGGACUUCGCGCGCCGCGAGGAGGAAUGUCAGCUGGCGGCCGCUGAGCUGCGCGAGCGCUUCUACGCCUCCUGCAAGCAGUACGGCAUCACCGGAGACAACGUGCGCCAGGAGCUGCUGGCCCUGGUGAAGGAGCUGCCCUCGCUGCUCUCCGGGAUCGGGGCAGGAGCCAGCGCGCUCACCGAGGCCAUCGAGCUGUACGAGGCCUGCGUGGAGUUCGUGUGCGAGAGCUCAGCAGAGCCAGUGCUGCCCCUGCUGCGGCACGUGGGGAGGAGAGGCAACACCACCGUCUACGAGUGGAGGACGGGGCUCGAGCCCGUGCGGGUGGAGCGGCCGGAGGUGCAGGAGGUGCCGGAGCAGCCGAAGGAGGACGCGAUCGACUGGGGAGACUUCACGCUGGAGCCCAGCGGGGCAAGCGACGGCGCCGCUGCUGGCGGGGGAGCGCAGGACGAGAUCGACUGGGGCAUCACGCUGGAGCCCAGCCCCCAGCAGGACGAUGGCAUUGACUGGGGUGAUGGCGAAAGUGACGGGGCCCAGAUCUCGGUGGUGGAGGCUGGCACCGAGGGGCCUGAGGGGGUCGCUCGCGGCUCUGAGGCCCUGACGCUGCUGGAGCACGCCGAGACGCGGAACCGGUUCAUCGACGAGCUCAUGGAGCUGGAGCUGUUCCUGGCGCAGCGCCUGGUGGAGAUGGAGGAGGCGGAGGCCGACGUCCUGGCCGCCAGCCAGUUCCAGCUGGCCCCUGCCGCGCUGCAGGGCCAGACCAGCGCCCGCGUGGGCUCCCUGCUGGCCGGCACCCGGGCGCUGCUGGGCCAGCUGGGCGCCCGGCGCACGCAGCACCUCUUCACCAUCCUCGCCUCCCCCAGGUACGUGGACCGCGUCAGCGAGCUGCUGCGGCAGAAGCUGAAGCAGGCGGAGCUGCUGCUGGCCAAGAGGGAGGCGCUGAGCCGGAAGCGGCAGGAGGCGCUGGCGGAGCAGGGCGCCCUGGAGCCCAAGCUGGACCGCCUGCUGGAGGGGACCAGGGAGCUCCAGCAGCUGAUCGAGGCCGACAUCUCCAAGCGCUACGGCGGGCGGCCGGUGAACCUGAUGGGCGUCUCGCUGUGAGCGGGUGGGGUCCUGGCCCCCCCCCCGAGGGGUCCUGGGCCCCCGCUCCCCUUGUCCCUCCCCAGCGGUACCGUGGCCGCGGGCUGGGCGCUGCUCAAUAAAGCUGAGGCCCCAUC